Molecule: messenger RNA, 2745 nt
Organism: Dothidotthia symphoricarpi CBS 119687
Lineage: Eukaryota; Fungi; Ascomycota; Dothideomycetes; Pleosporales; Dothidotthiaceae
Product: Pkinase-domain-containing protein
Exons: 1
Coding region: 480-2543 (687 amino acids)
Biological process (GO): intracellular monoatomic cation homeostasis; intracellular signal transduction; protein phosphorylation
Molecular function (GO): ATP binding; protein serine/threonine kinase activity
Source: RefSeq, a predicted model, not a curated record
CUCUCGUCCCGGUUCUUCACAAGGCUGUCUGGCUUAUCACCGUCGUCAGCGCCCAAGUUCCUGCAUCCUCUGGGAAUGAGGCGGACCGAAAGACGUCAGUUUCUACUCCACUGUUCUCCCCUGCUUACAGCCAACCACGUUUUCGCAAACACACAAUCCAUCCAGCGCCCGUCAAUAUCUUCCCUUGCUCUCAAUUCUUCUCUGUUUGUCUCUGAAACUCAUACAACACAUACAUCUGCAGUGUGUAUGUCUUCACUACUGCAGCGUUUUCACAAUUCUUCACUGCUACUCUACAUCUUACCUCUGCAUUCGUGCAGUUUUCUUGUGGCUUUAUAUCACGCGCCUAGUUCACUGCAACGAGCGUAGUGCACGUUGGUGACUUUCCGAGCAAACCUUCCAUAUCUUCUACGUUCGGCAAUCGACGUUCAGCAUACACGCCGUUUGCCCACCACGAUUCAACACAUAGUCUACUCUUCACCAUGGCUUCAGCCGCCGCGAAAGGGUCCAACCCGCCGAGUCUGUUCGACAGUGAAUUCACCUUUUCUGGCCAUUCGACCAAUCGUGAUUCACAGACGACUGAGUACCGUUACCCAACUGAAGAGGAGGAUGACAGUAUCAGUACUGCAAGCGAGUUCGGCGAGCCACUUACUCCAAGAAGCCACACCAUCGAGAACGACUCAAUCUCGUAUCACGACGAUUCUGUAGACGAGACUCCAAAACCCGCGAUGGUGAGCGCUAUGCAGUCCAAGCCCCUGCCAGUUGUCUCAACAACCUCAGAUGCUGUGGCCACUUCGCAAGAUCAUCAAGAGUCACCAACGGGGAAACCCCGAUUCGCGAGUCGCGUCAGCUCGUUCGUCCGCAGCAAGCUCCAAAGAAUUCAAUCACACAAAGGCAGCCCUGACCCUGCGGAAUCUGCAAAUGUCCAGGACGCAAAGGCCUCGGCCGGAACCGAGAAGACAGUCGCAAAUACACAGACACCGAUUGUGAUUCCAAUGUCAGCAUUAGAUGUUCCGAAACAAGGCCGAAGACUCAGCGCAUUCUCGCUCGCAAAAAGUUCGGCCAGAUCUUCUCGAGCAAACUCCCCUCCAUUAUCAACUUCUCCUAGCCCCUCAACUGAAGACCAAACACCAGACGCGAGACCGAGACUUGGCAGGAAUACUUUGUCAACCACAGCACUAUCAAGCAUGGGCAAACCACGCACUGGAAUUACCUGGGCCGUAAGCGGCAGCAAGAGCACGAAAAGACACUCGUGGCUACGACGACCAGCAAGCACAGAACUUGUGCCUCGACUCGAGGAAGACGAAGAUCGACCCAACGUUGGCAUGUUGAACACCUUCUCCAAGUCAGCCAACAAAGGUGUGGGCAUGAAAGCCCGUCGACUGAGCCUUCACUUGCCAGACCAGUACAUCAUAGACUGGUGCGAGCUGGACAAGGAGUUUAAGAGCUCGAGUCUCAUGCCUGGCAAGAAAGGAAAGGUUCUGGGCAGGGGCGCCACAGCCGAAGUCCGCAUAAUGGCGCGCAGAGGAGCGGCCAGAGACGAGGAACUAGUUGCCGUCAAAAUCUUCCGAGAGCGCGACCCAGAGGAAACAGAAGAAGACUACGUCAUGAAAAUCAAAUCCGAGUACAGCAUUGCAAAGAGCCUGCACCAUCCUAAUAUUGUCGAGACCGUACGCUUAUGCACGAACCACGACCACUGGAAUCAUGUCAUGGAAUUCUGCACGUACGGCGAGGUCUUCUCGCUCGUGGAACGCAAGCUCUUCGCCCAUGGCGACGAAGGGUUUUAUACUCUCGACGACCGCCUCUGCUUCUUCAAGCAACUCCUACGCGGCGUGGACUACCUGCAUAGCCACGGCAUUGCGCACCGCGACAUCAAGCUCGAAAAUCUACUGCUUAGUAGAGAUGGACAUCUCAAGAUCUCUGACUUCGGCGUCGCAGAAGUCUUCAGCGGCGAGCAUCCCGGUCUCCGCGCCUCUGGCGGCGAAUGUGGGAAAAAUAUGGGCCGCAUCCGCCUCUCAUCCCCUGGCGUCUGCGGAUCCUUACCGUACAUCGCGCCCGAAGUCCUCGAGAAGAAAGAAGCAUAUGACCCCCGACCCCUGGACAUCUGGUCGUGCGCCAUUGUCUUCCUGACCAUGACGUUCGGCGGAUGUCCAUGGCAGGCUGCGAAACCGGAGUUUGAGUACUACGCACGCUUCAAGCGGGGCUGGGAUGCGUGGCUUGUUGAGCAUCCCGAGGGCACGGUAUCCAACAACGAGGCGCUCCCCAAGUGCGGGAAGUUGUUCAAUGCUCUUGAUACGCUCGCGCUCAAGCGGUUGAUGUUGAAAAUGCUGCACCCUCUUCCAGCGAAGCGCCUCACGAUCCGCGAGGUUAUGAAGUCGAGUUGUGUGAGGAAUAUCGAGUGCUGCACCCCUGAGACUUCCGACGACUCUCAAUGUUGUGUUGAUGUGGCGAAGCCGGGAAAGGUUGGGACGGCAAAGAAAUAUAUGCAUAAUCAUAUCCCGCCGAAGGAAAGCAAAGUUGCGCAUGCACCGUUUCGACGUGGAUGAGUGGUGAUGGGUAGCUUCAGUUUCUGCAUGUUCUUUCGUUUUAUUCCUUUUGUUCAGCGAAUCAUUGCAUGGCAUUGCGUUCAUUGGCGUAACAAUUAGCAGACUUGUCCCGGGGUGGGCUCUCUUGCUUGAAGUGUCUGCAUCUUGGACAGCACUUGGAUUCGAUCUAUUCUUGUGAUGAUAUCUAGUCUACUUACUCAGC